This is a messenger RNA of Ornithodoros turicata, 3990 nucleotides long. It is a transcript of the gene wnd, whose product is annotated as mitogen-activated protein kinase kinase kinase 13-A-like. The transcript has 15 exons. Gene Ontology annotation, cellular component: cytoplasm. The coding region runs from base 144 to 2912 and encodes 922 amino acids. Lineage: Eukaryota; Metazoa; Arthropoda; Arachnida; Ixodida; Argasidae. Gene Ontology annotation, biological process: protein phosphorylation; signal transduction. Gene Ontology annotation, molecular function: protein kinase activity; ATP binding. The record is from RefSeq and is a predicted model, not a curated record.
GUGCCGGCAGAGAAAAAUGUAGUGACCGCGAAAUAUUCCUGAGUUGUUGUUCGCGCUCAUUCCGCUGUUUCAUUUGUUUUCGGAUUUUGCUUUCAAGCACUCGCAAACUUUACGUGUCUGGACCAUGUAUGAGCAAAGUUUGAAUGGACCUUGCGUGUGACCAGCCUGCCACAAUGUCUGGUCCCAAGGACUUUGAGGACUCUCUGAAGGACCUGCAAAGCAUUGCUCACUCAUCCUCCCUCACUUUAAGUCUGGAGAAAGAAGAUAUUGGUGGAAACACUGACAAGGAGGAUGUGUUUGAGAAAGGCAUGCUGUGCAUACAUGAAGAGCUGAAUCAACUCAGCACAGACCUGCAGAGCCCUUCGACUCCAUGUGCGAUUCCUCUGGAUGUAGUGAGCCAUCCCCCAGCACGAUCUCCAAGCAACCAGUCUCUGACUGAGCAGAAACCUCACUUGACCAAGGAAUUGGAAGUGGGCUACCGGGAGGGAGCAGGCCGUGGGGCCUCGGCUUCAGGGUGGUUCAAUGGUCUUUUGGGCUGCCUACGCCCUGUCUGGAGUAUUCUCAACAAGGCUGCCACAGAUGACCUCAAAGGGCAAGGUGACAACUGGGAAAUUCCAUUUGAAAGCAUUAUGGAUCUCCAUUUUCUGGGAAGCGGAGCCCAAGGCGCCGUUUUCCUGGGGAGACUAAACGAUGAAUUGGUAGCUGUGAAGAAAGUGACGGACAAGUCUGAGACGGAUAUAAAGCAUCUAAGAAAGUUGAAUCACCCCAACAUUGUAGCAUUUAAGGGAGUCUGCACCCAGGAUCCAUGUUACUGUAUUGUCAUGGAAUACUGCCCUUAUGGGCAGCUGUAUGAUGCUCUGAAGAAUGGCCGCGUCAUUCCCCCAGCACUUGUUGUUGAAUGGAGCAAACACAUUGCAUCAGGAAUGAACUACCUCCACUCGAGAAAAAUUAUUCACAGAGACUUGAAGUCACCAAACAUUCUCAUCAGCUACAAUGAUAUCCUGAAGAUUUCUGACUUUGGCACGAGCCGGCAGUGGAAUGAAAGAAGUACAAAAAUGUCGUUUGCGGGAACGGUGGCGUGGAUGGCACCCGAGGUGAUUCGGAAUGAACCGUGUUCCGAGAAAGUUGACAUUUGGUCAUACGGAGUGGUCAUGUGGGAGCUCUUGAACUGCGAGAUACCUUACAAAGAUGUCGACUCCAGUGGUGUCAUGUGGGGCGUUGGGAGCAACAGUUUGCAUCUCCCUAUCCCAUCGACUUGCCCAGAAGGGUUCCAGCUCCUCAUGAAGCAGUGCUGGAGUACUAAACCAAGAAACAGGCCAUCCUUCAGGCAUAUCCUUAUGCAUCUUGACAUAGCAGCAGUUGAAAUCCUGAGCACCCCGAAAGAUGUGUACUUUAAAAAUCAGGCAACGUGGAAGGAGGAAAUUAGGCAGUACAUGCAGAACAUCAAGCAAGAUCAAACUCAUGGGCCAGGUUGUGAGAAAGAUUUGAUUCGUCGUCGGAAAAAUGAACUGCGACAUGCUCAAGACAUUCGUAUUCACUAUGAACACAAGUUAGAGCGAGCCAACAACCUCUAUAUGGAGCUCAUGGCCUGCAUGCUGCAACUUGAGCAGAGAGAGAGGGAAAUUAUACGGAAGGAACAAAGUCUGCAAAUAGGGCCAGGCUACAGGCCAUAUAAGAAGAGAAUUGUCAGGCCCUUACUGAAAGCACAGGAGCGUUUCACAAAGAAGAAAUCGUACAAAUUGCCAUCAGAUCCCCCAAGCCCCGAGAGCCCACAAAAAGCUGGAACAACCAGCCCUGAAACACAAGGUGUGUCCUCAUCACCUUCAUCCAAGACGCGUUCCCGGCGUCCCCCACACCGCCGUGGUGGGUCUGGGAGCUACAACUACCUUGCUGGUGGCAGCAGUGCUGCAUCCUCACCGAAAUGGAACGGAACGCGUUCAUGCCUCAUUGACAGUGAAACACAAACUGAAGGGAAUGAAAUGAUGAGUGAAACUGACUUGACAUCUCCGUGUAUGACGUCGCCAUCUUAUCCCCCACCCACAUCACUACGAGAAAGUGACCACGAUAAUUCGAACAUGGUCUUAGCCUGCAAAACCCCCGGGAGCGAAUCGUCGUCUGCAUUUGACGACACAACACCCUCUACAUCUGGGCAGAUCUUCUCACCGCAGGAUCUCAACAGUAACAAGCCAAACACCACAACGGCUGUUGAAGAUGAGUUUGAUUUGAAUGAUCAACUCUCAGUGAUGUCGCAGAUGUCACAGAGGCCCAUGCAGGAACGUUCGGGAACACCACGCCGAAAACGUGUCAUGACAGACAGUGACGAAUCUCCAACUGGGAACUUAGCCCCUGGAAGUGGCAACUUGCAGCGAAGAAACCAGCGAAAUGCUGCAAAGAGCGUUGGAGCUCCACACUGCACAAAGGAUUUUUCUUCAACUGAGGAAGAAGGUGAAGUCGAUGAUGAAUACAAUGCACACAAAGGGAGACUAUCUCAGAUGCGGCAAGCCACAAGUGGGCAGUCCAUUUCGACGCUGAGCUCAGAGGGAAACCUAUCGGAAGAAGAAGGCAACACGAGCGAAUACUCAAGCUCACACAACACUCCGAGUGAACUACUGUCCAGCCUUUCCAACCCAGAUAUCCUGGGAUCGGGCGACGGCUCUCACCUCGGAGGCUCGCCUCGGCGUCACACGCUUGCUACUCCGGUCAGCGCCAGCUCAGUCCUGCGGGAAAAAGGAGCCCUUGAGAAGCUCAAGCGGAAUCCAAUGCCCACAAUUAAGGAUAUUUACUCAUCCCCGAGCCACUCUCACAGUUCCUCAUCAACAAACUCUUCCGAGUCCGAAGACGGAUCGCGUCAGACGGUAGCAACUACAUGCACAAGGAUCUCGAAAGGGGGAGCCGAGACUACAGUAUGGUAACGACCACAAAUUAUUGUAUACAUUCCACUGUGAAUGGCUUGUAUAUAGUGACAACUCUCACAGACUGAAUGGUUGAUACAUGGAUGAACCAAUAGGGGUACUGCUAAAAAAUUUGAGUGUGCUACGCUGAAGAUCUGUUGUGCAUUUGGUGGGGACUCAGUGAGCAUUGCUGUUUUAGUCUUUCAUUCUCACUUUACGAUGCAUCAUUUUGAAAGCACGUUUCCUGUACUCAGUUCAUUCUUGAGGCUGUGCUUUGUGAAUGAUGUGUUGUCACCGUGAAGGACUUUUGGCUGCACACAUGUGCGGAUAUGUAUGUCUACAGUAGGGAUCAAACUAGGGUAGUUCUCUGUUAUCUACUCAUUUCGCUCAUUCCAUGUUUUAUGCAAGAAAAGUGGCAUGCACGUUGGGCUUUUGGUAUAUCAGCUUGAAAAAGUAGCCUCAUUCUUAAACCUUCUGAUCAGCAGCUGGGAAAUGUAGCAGCAUAAUUUAGUUGUUACCUGUGAAUUAGCGUUUCACAUUAGGUGUACCUUAAAUGUUGUUGUUCUUCUAGCAUGCUGAACAGGCACAUGUCUGUUCACACAUGGGAUACCUGAAUAACCUGAAAACUAGGGAUGGGGAAUUGGCAUGGUUUAUAAGUGAUGGAGCUUUAUCUAUAGUAUCAAUAGUGAUGGUACAAAGUGUGACGUAGGCAGUGCUAAAAAAAAGAACAACAAAACACCUAAUGCCUGCUUCUGAUUAGCAGCUUGUUCACCUUGUGAAAAUCUAACAACAUAAAAGUAAGAUGGGCUUCUCGGACAUAGCUUUAGAGCCUAUGUCGGCAUCAGGCUUUGCCAGAUGGACUGGCCUGCCGCAAAUGUGUUACUAGGGGUUGCAUAUGUCACCCAUUAACCAUAAGGAGAAUCCUGAUUUCUGCUGCACAUUCGACAACCUUCAUUUCAUUUUUUGUGCUCAAAGCAUUACAGUGUGUAUUACUGUGCCAGAAGGGUGUUACCUUAUAAUCAUAAGCAUUCCAUGAAGUAUUCUUAAAUAAUUAUUUUGUAGUCACAAUUCCAUUUUUCAUGCACACACAUACAUGUUU